AUGCGCCCUCAGGCGGACCGCGAAGAAGAGUCGCUCGUCGACGUGGAGAGCGACGCUCCCGAUGCCAUGGACGACGGCCAGACUACACCCUCCAGCGAGGGGACGCCCCUUCUGCACAACACGGACCUGCCGCCCGAUGUUGCGCCCGACAAAAAGUUUCGGCGGCUCGUCGUGGCCAUGUGCACUGUCCUGCUCUUCAUCGUCGAGGUCAGCGUCUUCAUCAUGGCGCCGCCGACGCAGCAGAUCAUGGAGGACAUCAUCUGCCGGGACCGGUACCCGGACCACCUCUUGCGCAUGCCGAGCGUCGAGGACGACCGGUGCAAGAACACGGACGUGCAGCAGACACUGGCCAUGGUGCGAUCCUGGUCCGCGUCCGGCGAGAUGCUCAUCCCUCUUCUGGUGCAGGUCCCUUACGGAAUUGUCGCGGACAAGUAUGGACGAAGGACCGUCUUGUUCUUGUCUCUCUUUGGUUGCGUGCUUCAGAUGGGGUGGAUCAUGAUUGUUUUGUUUCUCCCCAACGUCUUCUCCAUCUGGGCGAUGCUCUACGGCAACCUGGCCUUCUUCAUCGGAGGCGGAGGACAAAUGGCCGGCGCCAUGGUGUGGACGAUCUUGGCCGACGCCGUCCCCGUCGCGGAGCGCACCGACGUCUUCUUUCGCCUGUACGCCUUGACGCUCGUGCUCGCCGUCGUCGUCAAUCCGAUUGCGGCGAUGCUGCUCAACAUCGACCCCUGGAUCGCCAUGUGGCUUGGUUUCGGCAUCCUUGUCCUCGGAAUGUUCUCGUCGCUGCUGGUCCCAGAAACACUCCGUCUGCGGCAGGCGGCGGACAGCAAGCGGCGCGCGCGGAGUCGAAGCCGCAGUAUCGGCCGGCGUGAUGAACCGGUGGCCGGCAAGAAGAGCAAGCUGCAACAGACGUGGUUUGCCGUGAGAAACGACAUGGGCCACAUCUGGCGCUUCAUAUUUGCGUCCAAGAGCAUCAUGAUGCUGAUUGCUGCAUAUGGCCUCUUCUUCCCGGUCAAGCUCAACGUAACGUUGAAUAUUCUGCAGUACAUGACCAAGCGCUUCAACUGGAAGUGGUCGACGGCCACUCUCAUCUCGACCAUUGGCAACCUGACGUCCGUCGUCGUGCUCCUCGUCAUCCUGCCCCUCGCUUCAUCCUACCUGACCAAGCGCUACGGAUACGACGCCCUGCGUCGGGAUUUGUACCUCAGCCGCGUGUCUGUCGUGCUCGUCGUGACUGGAGGGUUCAUGCUCGCCUUCGCGGCGGUUCCGUGGCUGCUUGUGUCGUCGCUCAUCGUGACGAGCAUGGGCAUCGGGUUCACGAUGCUCUGCCGCGCGCUGCUCAACGCCGUGGUCGAGCCGCACACGGUGGCGACGCUCAACACGACCAUCUCGACCAUGGAGACGCUGAUGGGGCUCGUGGGCGCGCCGGCGCUGGGCUGGCUGAUGAGCCGCGGGAUGGAGCUCGGGGGCCCGUGGCUGGGGCUGCCGUACCUGGUGACGGCGAUAUGCUCGGCGCUGGUGCUGGUGGCGGUGUUUGCGUUUAGGAUCCCGGCUGGCUUUGCGCAGGCGCAGCUGUGA
Molecule: messenger RNA, 1578 nt
Organism: Purpureocillium lilacinum
Lineage: Eukaryota; Fungi; Ascomycota; Sordariomycetes; Hypocreales; Ophiocordycipitaceae
Biological process (GO): transmembrane transport
Cellular component (GO): membrane
Molecular function (GO): transmembrane transporter activity
Source: RefSeq, a predicted model, not a curated record